GCUCCGCGCAGGCGCGCGCAGCAGGCAGGCUGAGGCACGCGCGCACGGCCGCCCCGCCCCCGCCCGGCCCGGACACCGCCGAUCCCCGCACCCCGCACCCCGCACCCCCAGGCACCGCGGGCACACCCGUGUCCCGCAGACACCCCGCAGCAGGACCUUGGGGGGGACGGCCCCGGCCUCAUCGCACGGAUUCCUUUCGCUAGCUCUUGACACUGUGUACCAAAGAAAUGGUGAUGGAGAAGCCCAGUCCCCUGCUGGUCGGGCGGGAGUUCGUGAGGCAGUACUACACCCUGCUAAAUAAAGCUCCUGACUUCUUGCACAGGUUUUAUGGCAGGAAUUCUUCUUAUGUCCACGGGGGACUGGAUGCCAGUGGGAAACCCCAGGAAGCAGUGUAUGGCCAAGCUGAGAUCCACAAGAAGGUGAUGUCCCUGCAGUUCAGUGAGUGCCACACCAAGAUCCGUCACGUGGACGCCCACGCCACGCUGAGCGACGGCGUGGUGGUGCAGGUCAUGGGGGAGCUGUCCAACAAUGGGCAGCCCAUGAGGAAGUUCAUGCAGACCUUUGUGCUUGCCCCAGAGGGUUCUGUUCCAAACAAGUUCUAUGUCCAUAAUGAUAUCUUCAGAUAUGAAGAUGAAGUAUUUGGGGAUUCAGAAGGAGAGCUUGAUGAAGAGUCUGAAGAAGAGGUGGAAGAGGAGCAGGAGGAAAGACAGCCAUCACCUGAACCAGCACAAGAGAAUGCAAGCAGUACUUACUAUGAAAACCAUCCUGUCACCAAUGGGAUAGAGGAGGCAUUAGAAGAAUCAUCUCAUGAACCUGAGCCUGAACUGGAGUCGGAAACAAAAAACGAGGAGCUGAAAACUGAAACAGAAGAAAAGACCCUUGAGGAGCUAGAAGAGAAAUCUCCAUCUCCACCUCCUGUAGAACCUGUUUCUCUACCACAAGAACCUCCAAAGGCUUUCUCUUGGGCUUCAGUGACCAGUAAAAACCUGCCUCCUAGUGGUACUGUUUCUUCCUCUGGAAUUCCACCCCAUGUUAAAGCACCAGUCUCACAGCCAAGAGUUGAAACUAAACCUGAAGCUCAGUCUCAGCCUCCUCGUGUACGUGAGCAGCGUCCCAGGGAAAGACCAGGAUUCCCCCCCCGAGGACCCCGCCCAGGGAGAGGGGACAUGGAGCAGAACGAGUCGGAUAACCGCCGGAUAAUCCGCUACCCAGACAGCCACCAGCUCUUUGUGGGGAACUUGCCACAUGACAUCGACGAGAGUGAGCUGAAGGAGUUCUUCAUGAGCUUUGGAAACGUGGUAGAACUUCGCAUAAAUACCAAGGGAGUGGGAGGAAAACUGCCUAAUUUUGGUUUCGUGGUGUUUGACGAUUCUGAGCCGGUCCAGAGAAUUUUAGUUGCAAAACCCAUAAUGUUCCGGGGUGAGGUGCGCUUGAACGUAGAAGAGAAAAAAACGAGAGCGGCUCGUGAGCGCGAGACCCGAGGCGGAGGAGGCGAGGACCGUAGGGACCUUCGUCGCAGUGAUAGAGGCCCCGGGGGUCCCCGUGGAAUAGUGGGUGGUGGCAUGAUGCGAGAGCGUGAUGGAAGAGGACCCCCCCCCAGGGGUGGCAUGGCACAGAAGCUGGGCUCCGGCCGAGGGACUGGGCAGAUGGAAGGCCGCUUCACCGGACAGCGCCGCUGAGCCUCCGCUGCGGGCAGCCGGCCUGGGCAGGGGUACACUAUCCAUCGUGUUUGCAUUCUUGUUAAUUUUUUUUGGCUUUGGAAUGUGACACAGCCCUUCUGAUCAUUUCUUUGAUGUGAAAGCAUCCUUUGGUUUCCGGUUUAAAUUGAGGUGGACGUUCUUUCCCAGUUUCACAACAGGAGUUACGCUGUUAAUUUAUAAAUGUAGACUUGGAGAAUUGAGGAAUGAAAAAAAAAAAAAAAAAAAAAAAAAAAACAAAACAAAAACAACCAAAAAAAAAAAAAGACCGGUUAACUAUCUGCAACAGAAGUGAACUAAAGGACAUGCCCAGUAGAAUUCAGGUCCUUUCAGUCAAAAACCCUCUGCUGCACAUUUUGUGUAAGUGUUACGGUUCUGCCUAUUCCUGAUGGAAACACAAAUUGUGCAAUUCGUGCAAUUGGAGAAGUUGCUUUUUUUUUUUUUUCCUUCUUAGAACACUCUGCUCCAAACAAACUCGUGUUUACGCACUCAUCAAAAUGCACUAAUGGGUACUCUGAACUCAUUUGUAUUGACAUCUGCAGGAGGCUGCGGAGGGAAAAUCCUUCAUCCUCUUACUCAGACAGAGUAGCUUGUGAAACGAUGCGGGCAUCUGAUCUGCUUGCUGUGACCAACAUGUACACACACAGACCUUAACGAGACUACACCUUGACUGCAGGAGGAAUCCAUUUAGAUGUAAACAGAACCCAGAGUUUCAAACUCAUAGCAAACAAGUACACAACAAGUUUGAUAGCUCACGUCAGGUUUUUCUGUCAGCCCCUCUUCAGUCCAGGGAUGGCUGCUCAACACACUGCUCCUUCCCCUCCCCUCGGUCAGCAUUGUACAGUGGAAUUUGUCUUGACUGUAUUUGAGUUCUCUGGUAAUGUAAUAAGCAUGAUGGUGCCUUCUAUGAAUACAUCAUUCCAGUCUUGCUGGUGAUUCUGUACAGUAUAGUGUAUGAAUUACUGUGCCGCAGAGCCGACUGGCUGCAAAGCAUUUAAAGGAAGUAAUUGAAAAAUUGUAUUAAAAAAAAAAAAAACACAACCAAAAAAAUUGCAGUAUCUUUCAAUCAGUAAACGUUGCUCAAGUUAUCAUCCUCCUUGCUCUUCAGUUAACAAGUUCGCCUGUUUUUUUGCAGAGGGGGGAAGGGAGGAAGAAAGCAUCCAAGUAGUCUCCAGGUUGUCUCUGCUCUUUGAUCAGUGUCAAAGUUACAGGAAACGGAGCUGAAAUCUCUCUUGGGUGUGAAUUUCAGAAGGCAGAAUGGUGAACACUUGUGGCCAGCUGGCGAUGGGUAGAACUGAGCAUCCUGUGUGAGGGUGAGCUGAUCAAACGAGGAUACUGCAAUUUUCAGAGAAUGAAAGCAGCAGGUCCCAAGUACUCGCGUUUUCCAGUUGCGCUUUUUGAAAAACUGAUUUUGCACAUGACCCUCAAGCUGGCACUUGUGUGGCUUCAGACUGAAGGGUAGAAAGGAGACGUGCUCUCCCUGGGGCUCAGAGGUGUUUCCAGGGGAUGCUCUGGAGUGCAUCCCCAGGAGCUGUCUCUGCAGCAGGCAGUGCAGCUCAGCCCAAGGCCAGGGCGUGCUGUGGGCUGACAGUGGGGGGAGUUCGUGGGCACCUCUGUGGGAAAGCACAGCCACCUGAAGCUGCUCCUGAGUGUAGGAGACCUCAAACAAAGUAAUGGCAAUUUCAGACAGAAGCAAAGAGGGCACUGUAGCAGUCUGUGUCUGGGUGAUGCAAUCAUUUGCUGGGACCCAGUCUGAUGGUGUCCGUUUUUCUGACCCGUUAGGCCCAGGGAAGUGGCAUCUGACUCCAGGUCUUCUCUGUUCCAUGGUAAGUCUUGCACUACGUUCAUACACUUAGGUUUGUUUUUUUUUCUGGGGCACAUUUCUAGGAGUUUCCAUUUCCAGAUUCCAGUUUUUCAGUGAAGGUCUUGCAUUUUCAGCUGUUACCCAGAAAUCUGUAGUACUUGAACUGCUCGCCACACACCACCAUCACUUGGGUUUGAAGCCUUUGGACAGAUUGCUGGCAGCAGUUUGCCACCAGUGUGCUUGCUGUAGCCUGUUUUGGUUUUUUUUUCCCUUUUGUGCUGUGGUGUUUUGCCACCACCUCACUGGUUUGUGUGGCAAAUAGCAGUGGGAGUGAUUUCCACAACAAAUGGAAUAUUCGCAAGAGCUACUGAGCCAUUCUGUUUUCUGGCUUGCUUCUUGUUGAAGCGAGAUGACCAACCCUUGGAACAUCAUCUGGAGAAGUUUACAUGGUGACAGCUCACCUGCUGUGCUGUGGACUCGAGGUGUUCUCAACCCUCUCAAUAGUACCUCUUGGAGCAAAGGAAGGGUUCCCUGACCAUUACUGUUCAUUGCUGAUUUGUGGAUGGUGGGAGUGUUUUGUCAUUACGGUUCUAUUUCAACAAACUUGGCUGCCCAUCUUGGCUUGAGUAGCUAUACCAGACAGUGGAUCACCAUCUUCAUUGCUGUAACGUGUCAAGCAUUAUAUGCUAGUAGAUUCUAGUUUAAAUGUUGCAGGUGGAAAGUAUUUUUACUUUUUAAGUUUCCAUUCUGACUGUGUUUUGACUAAACAUACCAAUAAACUACUGAUGUCUGCA
This is a messenger RNA of Calypte anna (Anna's hummingbird), 4295 nucleotides long. RefSeq names its product G3BP stress granule assembly factor 2 (gene G3BP2). Bases 228 to 1679 code for a protein of 483 amino acids. Gene Ontology annotation, cellular component: ribonucleoprotein complex; cytosol. The transcript is spliced from 12 exons. Lineage: Eukaryota; Metazoa; Chordata; Aves; Apodiformes; Trochilidae. Gene Ontology annotation, molecular function: mRNA binding. The record is from RefSeq and is a predicted model, not a curated record.